Messenger RNA from Topomyia yanbarensis, 1328 nucleotides. RefSeq lists its product as uncharacterized. Lineage: Eukaryota; Metazoa; Arthropoda; Insecta; Diptera; Culicidae. Bases 41 to 1291 code for a protein of 416 amino acids. The transcript has 3 exons. Gene Ontology annotation, molecular function: DNA binding; structural constituent of chromatin; protein heterodimerization activity. Gene Ontology annotation, cellular component: nucleosome. The record is from RefSeq and is a predicted model, not a curated record.
CGUGUUCAGUUGCCUAAAAGACCCUAACCAACAAAAAGCAAUGGCUCGUACCAAGCAGACUGCUCGUAAAUCAACUGGAGGAAAGGCUCCUCGCAAGCAGCUGGCGACAAAGGCUGCUCGCAAAAGUGCUCCGGCUACUGGUGGAGUGAAGAAGCCUCAUCGUUAUCGUCCGGGAACAGUCGCUCUUCGUGAAAUCCGUCGUUACCAGAAGUCGACUGAGCUGUUGAUCCGCAAGCUCCCAUUCCAGCGCCUGGUUCGUGAAAUCGCUCAAGAUUUCAAGACCGACCUGCGUUUCCAGAGUUCAGCUGUCAUGGCCUUGCAGGAAGCCAGUGAAGCCUAUCUGGUUGGUCUGUUCGAAGACACCAAUUUGUGCGCUAUCCACGCCAAGCGAGUCACCAUCAUGCCAAAAGACAUUCAGCUGGCUCGUCGUAUCCGUGGCGAACGUGCUUACACCAGCAAGCAUAACACCAUUGUCGAAAUGGCACCGAAAGCAAGUGGAAAAGCAGUCAAAAAAGCCGGCAAGGCAACGAAGGCCAUUGUGAAGGGAGACAAGAAAAAGCGUAAGCAACGGCGCAAGGAGAGCUAUGCUAUCUACAUCUACAAGGUGUUGAAGCAAGUUCACCCAGACACCGGAGUUUCCUCGAAGGCCAUGAGCAUCAUGAACAGCUUUGUUAACGACAUCUUCGAACGCAUUGCAUCCGAAGCUUCUCGCCUUGCUCAUUACAACAAGCGCUCUACGAUCACUUCCCGCGAGAUUCAAACUGCUGUUCGUCUUCUGCUGCCGGGAGAGUUGGCCAAACACGCUGUCUCGGAAGGCACCAAGGCUGUCACUAAGUAUACUAGCUCCAAUAACCUAGAAGACCUCAAACAACAAAAAGCAAUGGCUCGUACUAAGCAGACUGCUCGUAAAUCAACUGGAGGAAAGGCUCCUCGCAAACAGCUGGCGACGAAGGCUGCUCGUAAAAGUGCUCCGGCUACUGGUGGAGUAAAGAAGCCUCAUCGUUAUCGUCCGGGAACAGUCGCUCUUCGUGAGAUCCGUCGUUAUCAGAAGUCGACUGAGCUGUUGAUCCGCAAGCUCCCAUUCCAGCGCCUGGUUCGUGAAAUCGCUCAAGAUUUCAAGACCGACCUGCGUUUCCAGAGUUCAGCUGUUAUGGCGUUGCAGGAAGCCAGUGAAGCCUAUCUGGUUGGCUUGUUCGAAGACACUAACCUGUGCGCUAUCCACGCCAAGCGAGUCACCAUCAUGCCAAAAGACAUUCAGCUGGCUCGUCGUAUCCGUGGCGAACGUGCUUAAGACUAUCAGCUUUCAUUGAAUCUCAUUAUCAGUAAUC